Messenger RNA from Camelina sativa (false flax), 2544 nucleotides. NCBI's taxonomy places the organism in Eukaryota, Viridiplantae, Streptophyta, Magnoliopsida, Brassicales, Brassicaceae. The record is from RefSeq and is a predicted model, not a curated record.
CUCGUUGAUGUAAUUGGUCCGUCCAUCAACACACACGACAGUGGUUCUCUCCACCGUAACGAAAAUUCAAUCUAACUUAGACAUAUGAAACUAGACAAUCGAACACCUCGUUAUAAUGUAAUUGGUCUAUCAACACACGACAGUGGUUCUCUCUACCUAACAUCAAAUCUGUGGAUCCUUAUGAACAGAAAAAAACGAUGAAGGGACAGGGGAAGGCCAAUGAGGGUCAUGCAAAAUGGAACUUAGGAAAAGGACCAAAAAGAUCCAUCCUCUUUGAAAAUUCAUUUCAACCCCAUAAUUCAUGAUAUGAAUUUCGAUGUGAAUCUCAAAACAAGUAAGAGAUCAGCUUUAGAUAACAUUAAAGGAAGAAAAUAUAAAGUAAAAAAGAAGACAAGAGACUGAGAAAAGGGCAAUACCUGUAGGGGUUAAGACAGCUAAGAGUGUUCCUCAGUCGCCCCACAAAUGUCUUCUCUCCUCUCUCUUCAGUCUUUCUCAGCUCUCAAAACUUUAAAUGGUUCCAAGUUCAAUGCUCCAAAAACCCACGCCCACACAUGCAUCCUAUGACCUUUCUUUUUCUAUCCAUUUUCUUCCCACAAAUUAUCAAAUUACAAGAUAAUGAGGUAUAAAGACACUAACAAACAACCAAUGUGAAAACAGACAUUUACUAGUACUACUAAGAAGUCAUAAAUCAUAUAAUUUAUUCAUACCCUGAUCCUAUUCUAUGUACAUAUGUUUUCAUUUAGUCUAACUGUGACGGUUUUGGAUGCGAGCAUUCUUGCUUUCUAAGUUCACAAGAUUCACUUGUAAGCAAGGAGAGAGGCGCUCUUAAAGCAAAAACUACUACAUGAUAUAAAUAUAGCAGAACGUAGAAAAGAAUAUGACAGCUUUUACUUAACCCUACUAAGACAGAGGAUCAUCAUGGAACAGUAAAGAGGAGAAUCUCUGAAUAUCCACUUUAAACUACUGCCCUCUUGUCUUAACUCUCAGAAUCAUUUAAUUUUUCAGUUAUUUUGACCCAUACCUUUUUGUCCUCUUUCCCUGGUUUCCAACACCUUCACACUUAUUCUAGGGCUUCCACGGCUAUAUAUAUAUAUUGUCCCUUUUAUUGAACUUGAAACUCAAAAAUCACAACCAGCACCACUGCUACUACUUGUUAUCAGUCUUCCUAUCAGUUUUACCCGUAUAGUUUUAUCUGUUUAUAUUAGGAUAUUGCUCGAAGAGUACAUACCUGGGAAGAUGGUUAAACCUUGUUGGAGAGUAGGUGCCAGCCUGGAGAGAAGUAAGAUCAAUCCCACAAAGAUUGAUGGCUUGACAUGGUAUAAAGAUCUUGGCCUUCACACCUUUGGAGAGUUUUCGAUGGCAAUGAUCCAAGCCAACAGUGUCAUGGAGGAUCAGUGCCAGAUCGAAUCAGGGCCACUGACAUUCAACAAUACGACAGUUCAAGGCACAUUUGUUGGAGUAUACGAUGGCCAUGGAGGUCCAGAGGCUUCCAGAUUCAUUGCAGACAACAUCUUCCCCAAGUUAAAGAAGUUUGCCACUGAAGGUAGAGAGAUUUCAGAGCAGGUGAUCAGCAAAACAUUUGCAGAGACAGACAAAGAUUUUCUCAACGCCGUGAAGAAGCAAUGGCCCACGAACCCACAGAUGGCAUCAGUAGGGUCUUGUUGCUUGGCAGGAGUGAUAUGCAACGGAUUGGUGUAUAUUGCAAACACGGGAGAUUCCAGAGCUGUACUGGGCAGAUCUGAGAGAGGUGGAGUGAGAGCUGUUCAGUUAUCGGUAGAACACAAUGCCAAUCUAGAGUCUGCGAGGCAAGAGCUAUGGUCAAUGCAUCCUAAUGACCCCAACAUUCUUGUGAUGAAGCACAGCAUGUGGCGGGUGAAAGGCGUCAUCCAGGUCACAAAAUCCAUAGGUGACGCAUACCUCAAAAAAGCAGAGUUCAACAGAGAACCUUUGCUGCCCAAAUUCAGAUUACCAGAACAUUUCACUAAGCCAAUCCUUAGUGCGGAUCCAUCAGUCACCGUUACCCGGCUUACUCCAAAAGACGAGUUUAUGAUUCUUGCUUCAGAUGGGCUUUGGGAGCAUCUUAGCAACCAGGAAGCUGUUGAUAUUGUACAUAAUGCCCCUCGCCAAGGAAUAGCAAGGAGACUACUCAAAACUGCAUUGAAGGAAGCAGCAAAGAAAAGAGAGAUGAGAUACGCAGACCUAAAAGAGAUCCAUCCUGGUGUUAGAAGGCAUUUCCACGACGAUAUAACUGUUAUCGUGAUCUAUCUCAACCCCAAUCCGAUCAAAACCAAUGCUUGGGCAUCUCCCCUGUCAAUUAGAGGGGGAUACCCAAUGCAUUCAUCAUCAUGAACAAAUCUUACAGCAACAACUCAUCCUAUGUGAAGGAAAUAAACUGGAGGCACGGUCAAAGAAAGAACAAUUAGUAUAGCUAGAACGAAUAUUAAGUUUAUGAGAUCUUUGAUAUAUUCUCUACAAGAAAUUGAUGAAUUCUCAAUUCUCAUGUACCCUGUAUGCAAAUUAUACACGAGGAUACCUUACAUAUAA